Messenger RNA from Nilaparvata lugens (brown planthopper), 2588 nucleotides. It is a transcript of the gene CAH1, whose product is annotated as carbonic anhydrase 1. The transcript has 7 exons. Gene Ontology annotation, molecular function: zinc ion binding; carbonate dehydratase activity. Gene Ontology annotation, cellular component: cytoplasm. Bases 328 to 1158 code for a protein of 276 amino acids. The record is from RefSeq and is a predicted model, not a curated record. Lineage: Eukaryota; Metazoa; Arthropoda; Insecta; Hemiptera; Delphacidae.
CGUUUUUAUGCAGCUGAUGAAUGUUCUGUAUAGAAAGGCUUCGGUUCAGUAUAUCAACACCAACAGUCACAUGUUCAACUAGUAUUGGAAGGGGAAGGGGAAGCUGAAAAGCUGCUUGUCACGUGACCCUCUCUUUCCCCCACCCGAGGGAAAAGACCACGGAACGGCCGCCAGUUAUCUAUCCGGCAAGUUCUCAAUCCUCAGUUCUUGUCUUCUACGCCUGUCGCAAGCGUUAACUGUUCUGUUCGGUUUCUGCUUUCGUAAUUCUUCAGGUUCUUCUUGCUGUUCAUUUUUUUUUAUUUAUUUUCCAAACAAGGAAACUACAUCAUGAGCAAGUCCUGCGAAUGGGGUUACACUGAACAAAACGGCCCAGCAACCUGGCCGUCCAUGUUCCCGCAAGCCGCCGGAUCCCGCCAGUCUCCCGUCGACGUAAAGACCGACAUCGCCACCUCAGACGAAACCCUCAAGAGCAAACCCCUCUCCUGGCGCUACAAGCCUACCAUCUGCAAGCAGAUAGUGAACCCGGGGUAUGGCUGGAGGGUUGACGUGCAAGGGGAUGAUCACACCGACUCGGAGCUUGCUGGCGGUCCCCUCGGUAACAAAUAUAGAUUGGAGCAAUUCCAUUGCCACUGGGGUAGAGACAGCACCACUGGCUCAGAGCACACUGUUGAUGGAAAGGCCUACUCUGGAGAGCUCCAUCUAGUUCAUUGGAAUUGUGAGAAAUACAAGACUUUUGGUGAAGCAGCACAACAUUCUGAUGGAUUGGCUGUACUUGGAGUUUUUCUCGAGGUGUCUGACAAAAGCCACAGUGAGAUCGAGAAAAUUGUCUCAUUGAUAAAGCGAAUUGUAUACAGAGGCCAAUCAGCCCCAGUGCAGGAAGAUAUUGAUCCAUCGAAACUAUUGCCAUCCUCUGAUUUGCAUUACUGGACUUACUUGGGAUCACUGACUACACCACCGUGCACUGAAUCUGUUACUUGGAUCAUUUUCAAGGAACCAAUCAGGGUAUCAGAAGAUCAGUUGGCGAUCUUCAGAAGCCUGAGAAGCUACAGUCAGCAAGAAGCAUGUCCACUGGAUGAGCACAAUGGACAAGUGCUGCACAACUACCGACCUCCUCUCCCACUCGGCAACAGGGAACUUCGCGAAUGUGGUUCUAUGUAAGAACUGCAACUCAUCUCACAUAGCCUACUACACAACGUACAUCAAGCAAGCAAAUGCAAUACUUUAGUGGCUUUACAAACUAGAUAUCAGAUAUCACUCAGCCUCAGCUUAUACUUGUACAGUCAUUAACAAUUACUUAGUUAUUCUCACGUUAGAAAUAUUAUAACAAUAAUAGAUAGGAUUUUAGAUAUGUGUUUAAAUUACUAUAUUGCUGCAUUUCAUAUUAGUCUAUUGUUGUCAAAUGAUUUUGUUUAUAUUUUAUCAGCAUUUAUUAUUGUCUUUACUGGUGUGUGGGAAUAAAUAGCAGUUGGGGAAAAGCUGUUUUAUUUUAGAAUUUUUUAUUUGCCACUUUUAAGGGGCGAUCUACAGAAAAGUAUGUUUAUGAUGCUGAUCAGUUUCAAAGACAAUUUGAGCUUGUAUUUCCAUGAAUGUAUAAUAUUCUCAAUAUUUAAAUACGAAUAGCAAGAGAAUUUGAAGAAGCCAUUGAAUAUUUAAAACGUUGAUAUGAAUGAUAAUAUAUUUGAUGAGCGAAAAUUUAGUAAAGAAUGUAUAUUAAACAGGAACUAUCCUUUGCCUACAUGGACUAUUCCUGUGUAGGUUGUUUGUUUAAUAAUUUAUAAAUAUUUUAGUGUAUAACUGUGAUAUGAACAAAAAUUACUUUUCGCCAGUUGAUCUUCUAUUGUUUGUGUUUUAUUUUGGGAGGAAGGGAACAAUUUUAUACACCUGAAGGGAACAAUAUAUAACAAGAUUUUAAACAAAAUGGGAACAAUUUUAUAUAGUUAUACUAAGUAAAGAGAUCUGUGAUGAAUAUAAAUGUAGACAAACCGGGUUGAAAAUGUAACAAAUUUUUAUUAAAUAAUGACAAAUAGAAGAUAAACUUGUAUUUUAAAUAACAAAUUGUAUUCUAGAAAAAAGUAUCCAGGUAUUUGAAAGAAAGUUUGAAGUGUUCAACAAAGUGCAGGAUAAAUAUUGAAUGUUAAUUUCAAGGAUCAUAUUGAUUCUCCAUUAAAUAUUCCUGUAAAAAACUGGAAAUAUUCUACAAUUUUUCUACUACACAAAUUUCUUAAACUAAUUUUUUACAAAAUUUCUCAUCAAAAUGUUGAGGUCGAAAUGAAUUGAACAAGAGUUUUCUGGUCAUGAUAUGUUAUUUUUGUUUUUUAAAUGUAGUUGUUUUACUUAUAGAAACACUUUCGAUUUUGGAUGUGCAUCUAUGUGUUUAAAUUUCAUGAUAGAAAUUGAAAAUUAUAGUAAAGGAUUGGUGAUAAAUUGUUUAGAUUUUGAGAAUCGUUAGUUACCUCAGUCGAUAAUCACUGUUAGAUGAAACGUGCCUUCUAAAUUAGUUCGAUAUAUGUUAUAUCUAUUGUUUAGAUGGUUUAUAGAAGAUUUAACUAAUGCUGUUAUUGAUAAAUAAAUACUUGUGAGCAAUUUAA